Molecule: messenger RNA, 3916 nt
Organism: Pyricularia grisea
Lineage: Eukaryota; Fungi; Ascomycota; Sordariomycetes; Magnaporthales; Pyriculariaceae
Exons: 4
Coding region: 697-3417 (906 amino acids)
Biological process (GO): DNA replication; chromosome segregation; DNA topological change
Cellular component (GO): chromosome; nucleolus
Molecular function (GO): DNA topoisomerase type I (single strand cut, ATP-independent) activity; DNA binding
Source: RefSeq, a predicted model, not a curated record
UUUUUUUUUUUUUUUCUUAAACCUUUUUUUUCUCUCUUCUCGUCUCCGUGAUUUCACUUGCUUUCAAGUCCAAUCAGCUUCCAAAGCUCGGACCGUUUGAUUCGAUCGCGCCCCACACGCGCUGACUCUGUCAAAUCCGAGGCUGCUUUUUGCCUUGCCUUACCUACCUUAGUCGGCAAAGAUCGUGCACGGUGCUAGCUGGGCCAACCAGGAGGAAGAAAACGAAGUGAGAGAGUGCUUUGCUCUUAGAAUCGUGAAUCUUCACCCGCGCCAAACUCCUCAAAAUUCCUCCGAGACACGUUCUCACUUUGGUCUAGACCCGCGUUCACCCACUCAACCUUACCUUUUCUCACCUUAAUUACCAUACCUCUCUUUUUUUCCCUCCCCUACCCACGGUCUUUUCCACCUCUUGUCAUGCACUCAAUUUUGCCCAUGGCUUUUCCUGAAUUUGGCUUGUGACAGAGCGUCCACUUUUCGUUUCCAGUCCUCCGCCCAAAAAGUUGAUCCUUAUAAACUUCUCUACAAGUAGUUUGCGGUCGUCGCAAACUGUUCUCGCCCAUCAUCUUCGCCUCGACACGAUCCCUGGCCCAUAUCUUCCUGAGGCAUCUUGGUCCUCUGCAGGUCCUACACAUACAGGCACGAAGACGAGCACCAUUGUCACUGUCGCAACGUUUCAUCAACGCACACGCUGUUGCGAUGGCUUCGAGCUCGGAUGAUGACUUGCCCAUGUCGCGUACGAACGGCAAAGUUUCGUCUUCCAAGAUCUCGAAAGCAGACGAUAUGGCUUUAGACAAGGCCUACCCUAACAAGAGCAACGCACCUGCGCCCGUCUCGAUUCGAAAUGGACCGAUUCGCGACGAUGAUGCUAUGGAUGUUGAUGCCCCAAACGGACAGGCUAAGCGCAAAUCGCGCUCUUCCAUAGGCAAGCCUGCAUACAAGGAGGAGAGCGACGAUAGUGACGAUGCCGCCCCUUUGGCCAAGCGCCGAAAGUCGACACACCGCGCACCAGUAGACAGCGACGAUGAACCGAUGAGCAAUAGAAAAGGAAAGCUCCCUCCUUCAGUCCACGAAACCGCCGGUUUAUCAUCAGAUGAUGAACCUUUGACAGUCAAGUUGGCCAAACAAAAAGGCGCCAUUGAGAAGAAGGCCGCUACCGAAGCCAAGGCUAUCAGAGCAAGCGAGGCAAGGAGGAAGUCUGCUGUCAAGCACGAAGUUGACUCUGAUGACGAACCACUUUUGAAAAGCAAGGCAAAGCCGGCUGCUAAGCGACAAUCAAACGGCACCGCUAAAAAGGCGAACGGCAAGGCGAAAUUUGAGUCAGAUUCCGAUGAGCCACUUUCCAAAUCGAAGAAGCCUGCUGCAAAAGCCGCACCUGCAAAGGGCAAAGCUGCCGCAGCGAAAAAGAGCAACACGAAGCAAGCAAGCGAGGAGGCAGAAGGUGAUGAAGAGGAAGAGGAGGAAUAUCGCUGGUGGGACGCGCCCAAGAAGGAGGACGACAGCAUCAAGUGGACUACCUUGGAGCACAACGGCGUCUUGUUUCCGCCUGAGUACGAACCGCUUCCAAAGAAUGUCAAGCUUUAUUACAACGGUGUUCCUUUGCAGUUGCAUCCGGAAGCGGAGGAGGUCGCUACUUUCUUCGGCUCCAUGCUCCAUUCGACGCAAAAUGUGGAAAACCCCAUCUUCAUCAAGAACUUCUUCAACGGCUUCAAGGACAAGCUGAAAAAGACUGGAGGCGCCAAGGACAAGAAUGGCAACAAAGUUGACAUUAAGGAGUUUGAAAAACUCGAUUUCAAGCCCAUAUUCCAGCAUUUCCAGGCACAGAGCGAAGCGAAAAAGGCACGAAGCAAGGAAGAAAAGAAGGCUGAAAAAGAGGCACGAGACAAGAUGGAGGAGCCUUACAAAUUCUGCAAGUGGGAUGGACGCAAAGAGAAAGUGGGCAACUUUAGGGUUGAACCUCCUGCGCUUUUCCGCGGCCGUGGCGAGCAUCCAAAGACUGGCACAAUCAAGGAGCGAGUCCCUCCUGAGGCGGUGACAAUAAAUAUCGGCAAAGACGCAAAGGUGCCCGAACCGCCUGCAGGCCAUAAAUGGAAGGCUGUUCAGCACGACAACAAGGCAACUUGGCUGGCCAUGUGGCAGGAGAAUGUCAACGGCAACUACAAGUACGUCAUGCUUGCCGCAAACAGCGCCGUCAAGGGACAAGCCGACUUCAAGAAGUUCGAGAAGGCCAGGGAGCUCAAGAAGCACAUUGACCGCAUCCGUGCCGACUACACUCGGGAUUUGAGGAGCGAGAUCAUGGCCGAUCGUCAGAGGGCCACAGCCAUGUACUUCAUUGACAAGCUGGCUUUGAGAGCUGGAAACGAGAAGGAUACCGAGAACGAAGCCGAGACGGUUGGUUGCUGCUCACUGAAGGUCGAAAACGUAACCCUGCAGCCCCCCAAUAAGGUCUUCCUUGAUUUCUUGGGUAAAGACAGCAUCCGCUUCGAGCAAGAGGUUGAAGUAGACGCCCAAGUGUUCAAGAACUUGAAAAUGUUCAAGAAGGCUCCCAAGGUAGAAGGUGACGAUAUAUUCGAUCGGCUUACAACGUCUCAACUCAACAAGCACUUGUCCAGCUACAUGCCGGGGUUGACCGCCAAGGUCUUCCGUACCUACAAUGCUUCAUACACCAUGUCAACCCUCCUUCAGAAGCUUCAUAGCAAAAAGAACAUCAGUGAUGCUGAAAAGGUCAAAAUUUACAACGAUUGCAAUCGUCAAGUGGCCAUCCUGUGUAACCACAAGCGCAGUGUUGGUGCUAGCCAUGACGCUCAAAUGAAGAAGCUAGGAGACCGCAUCCUUGGACUCAAGUAUCAACAAUGGCGCACUAAAAUGAUGAUGCUUGACCUCGACCCGAAACUGAAGAAGAAGAAGGGCGCGCAAUUCUUUGAGCGCAUUCCCGAGCUUACGGACGAAUGGGUGAAAGAGCACCAGGCCUUUUUGGUCGAGGAAAAGAGGGCAGCCAUCACCAAAAAGUUCGAAAAGGACAACGAGAAGGCCGUGGCCAACGGUGAGAAGAAGAUGCCCGAUAAGGAGCUUAAGGAGCGACUCAAGGCAGCCAGCGAGAUGGAUGCUAUGUACAAGAAAGAGAACAAGACCAAGAAGGUCUUGGCUGAAGGCCGAGGCGUGACUGUAGAGAAGCUCGAGCAGCAAGUCAAGAAGCUCGACGAGCGAAUCCGCACCAUGGAACUCCAGGCGGCCGACCGUGACGGCAACAAGGAGGUGGCUCUUGGCACUUCGAAAAUCAACUACAUCGAUCCUCGCCUUACUGUUGUCUUCUGCAACAAGAUGAAUGUCCCCAUCGAAAAGUUCUUCUCCAAAACAUUGCGGGAGAAGUUCAACUGGGCGAUCCAAUCCGUUGGCGACGACGACGACUGGGAGUUCUAAGUCGCCUGUCACCGCUUCCCAUUCAUGUCCUCUACUCUACCUUCGAGGAUUGGGUGCAUAUGACGCCCUCAGUGGACAACCCGCUUGCUUCAAUCAACCCUUGUGUCAUAUGUAUAUAGACUUCUGCGUACUCACUUCAGCAGACUCCCUGGUUAUCUUCCAAAAGCAAUUUAUUUUGAGCAUUCAUUUUUUUGGAGCAGCCACUCCUCGUCACAUAUACACCGCUUUGGAGCGAGAAUCCUCAAAGCCUGUUAUCAAGGCGGUUCGGUUUCCUCUGCGCUGAUUUUUUUUUCUGCUUUUUUUUUCCCUUCUGCACCUUUGGAGUUGAGGGUAUUUUGGGCUGGAGAGGCAGUUUAUUAUCAAGGAACCUAAUUGGUCAAUAUUACCCAACAAGGGAGCAGAUGGUCGUGGCAUUUUACUUUUUUUAAGUAGAAGUAGACCACUCUACAGCGAUGGAUUUCUAGACGAGAACAAGAAUAAAAGAAUUUACUCCUUGCAA